Messenger RNA from Cornus florida, 3434 nucleotides. RefSeq lists its product as uncharacterized. The record is from RefSeq and is a predicted model, not a curated record. Bases 228 to 3293 code for a protein of 1021 amino acids. Gene Ontology annotation, cellular component: vacuole. The transcript has 17 exons. Lineage: Eukaryota; Viridiplantae; Streptophyta; Magnoliopsida; Cornales; Cornaceae. Gene Ontology annotation, biological process: proteolysis. Gene Ontology annotation, molecular function: serine-type carboxypeptidase activity.
UGAAGAGAAAGAAAGAGAGGGAGAUAACAAAUCUUUGGUUUGUAUUAGCUGCAAAGUUUGAUAAAGACAAGUAAACACUCCAAAUGCAUACAAAUUAGAUAAAUAUCAGAUAAGCACAAGAAACAAUAGAGAAAAGUCGUUAUGAUGCAAAUCCAACAAGAACAAGCAUAGUAUAAAAAGCAAGGAUUAAAGUAUUGAUCAAACAGCAUUUCUACAGCGUAGCAUCAAUGAAGGUGGCAUUUCUAAUAUCAAUUCUUCUUAGCCUUGUGGCUUUCGUACGAUGUUAUGCAGGGACAGGAUUUGACCCUCUUGAGAAAAUUUUGGAGGCUCAACGGUCAAGAAAAUUCUCGGCCAAUUAUGUCACCGAGGCUGUGGAGACAGAAUAUUUGCCUGUUUAUGUAGGCCCUCAAGGUGGUUUGAAAGAAGUUGACAAGAUCACAACAUUGUCGGGGCAGCCUAAUGGAGUGAAUCUUGAUCAGUACUCUGGCUAUGUCACUGUUGAUCCUAAGGCCGGUAGAGCACUGUUCUAUUACUUUGUCGAGUCCCAAAACUCUUCUAGUAAGCCACUUGUGCUGUGGCUAAAUGGAGGACCUGGCUGCUCCUCUUUCGGAAAUGGAGCAAUGAUGGAACUUGGACCAUUUCGAGUCAAUAGUGAUGGCAAAACUCUAUCAGAAAACAAAUAUGCUUGGAACAAUGCUGCAAAUAUCCUAUUCUUGGAAUCUCCAGCAGGUGUUGGAUUUUCUUAUUCAAACACAACAUCAGACUACGAUUUAAGUGGAGAUAAAAAAACUGCAGCAGAUUCUUAUACCUUUCUAGUUAACUGGUUGGAAAGAUUUCCAGAAUACAAAACCCGAGAUUUCUUCAUAACCGGAGAGAGCUAUGCCGGGCAUUAUGUUCCUCAGCUUGCUCAACUAAUCCUUCAAAACAACAAGAUCACAAACCAGACCGUCAUUAACUUAAAAGGAAUAGCUAUAGGCAAUGCAUAUGUAGACUAUGAAACAGAAUACACAGGAAUGUACGAUUAUUUCUGGACACACGCUCUCAUUUCCGAUGAAAUUCAUGAAGGGAUUGUUUUAAAUUGCAAUUUUUCUUCGGAAACUGAUUCAGAUGCAUGUAUAAGCUAUACUGAUCAAGCCAUGCAAGCUCGAGAAAAUAUAUUCUUUUAUGACAUCUAUGCACCCUUGUGUUCUUCAUCUUCAAACUCUCCAUCGCUAUCAGCAUUUGAUCCAUGCUCAGAUACUUAUAUCCACUCUUACCUGAACACUCCUGAGGUGCAAAGAUCACUUCAUGCAAAUGUCACAGGUCUUCCGGGCACAUGGGAAUCCUGCAACAACUAUAUAGGUGGUAGUUGGAACGACGCGCCAUUUACAGUUUUACCCACCAUUCAGGAGCUGAUGGGCAGUGGUAUUAGUGUUUGGAUUUAUAGUGGAGACACGGAUGCUAGAGUGCCAGUGACAACAAGUAGGUAUGACAUAAACAAGCUCAAAACAUCAGUUGAGACUCCAUGGUAUCCCUGGUACACCCAAGGCGAGGUUGGUGGGUACGCGGUUGGAUACAAAAACCUAACAUUUGUGACCAUAAGAGGAGCUGGACACUUUGUUCCGAGUUACCAACCAGUUCGAGCACUGGCCUUCUUUUCAUCCUUCUUGGAUGGAAAGCUUCCACCAUCUAAUCAGAACGUGGCUGGAUACCAAGUAGUUUAUGAUGGGUUAACUUUUGCAACAGUUGGAGGUGCUGGUCAUGAAGUCCCACGAUUUCAGCCUCGUGGAGAGUCUUGGAUUAAUGCAUUGAUCAAACAGCAUUUGUAUAUCACAGCACCGAUGAAGGUUAUAUUCCUAUUAUCGCUUCUUCUUAGCCUUGUGGCUUUUGUACAAUGUUAUGCAGGGACAGGUUUUGACCCUCUUGAAACAAUUUUGGAGGCUCAACGGUCAAGAAAUUUCUCAUCCAAUUAUGUUGUCACCGAGGGUACAGAGACAGUAUAUUCGCCUGUUUAUGUAGGCCCUCAAGAUGGUUUGAAAGAAGUUGACAAGAUCACAACAUUGCCGGGGCAGCCUAAUGGAGUGAAUCUUGAUCAGUACUCUGGCUAUGUCACGGUUGAUCCUAAUGCCGGUAGAGCACUCUUCUACUACUUCGUCGAGUCCCAAAACUCUUCUACCAAGCCUCUCGUGCUGUGGCUAAAUGGAGGACCUGGCUGCUCCUCUUUCGGAAAUGGAGCAAUGAUGGAACUUGGACCAUUUAGAGUCAAUAGUGAUGGCAAAACUCUAUCAGUAAACAAAUAUGCUUGGAACAAUGCUGCAAAUAUCCUAUUCUUGGAAUCUCCAGCCGGUGUUGGAUUUUCUUACUCCAACACAUCAUCAGACUACGAUUUAAGUGGAGAUAUACGAACUGCAGCAGAUUCUUAUACCUUUUUAGUCAACUGGUUGGAAAGGUUUCCGGAAUACAAAACCCGAGAUUUCUUCAUAACCGGAGAGAGCUAUGCAGGGCAUUACGUGCCUCAGCUUGCUCAACUAAUCCUUCAAAAUAACAAGAUUACAAACCAGACUGUCAUUAACUUAAAAGGAAUUGCUAUCGGCAAUGCAUAUAUAGACCACGAAACACAAAACACAGGAAUGUAUGAUUAUUUCUGGACACACGCCCUCAUUUCCGAUGAAAUUCAUGAAGGGAUUGUUCUAAAUUGCAAUUUUUCCAAUGAUGCAAAUAUCUCAGAUGCAUGCAUAGACUAUCUUCGUCAAGCUUAUCAAGCACUAGGGAACAUCUUCUUAUAUGACAUCUAUGCACCCUUAUGUUCUUCGUCUUCAAAGGCUCCAUCGAUAUCAGCAUUUGAUCCAUGCUCAGAUACUUAUAUCUACUCUUACCUGAACACUCCUGAGGUGCAAAGAUCACUUCAUGCAAAUGUCACAGGUCUUCCAGGCCCAUGGGAUUCUUGCAACCGAAGUAUAGGUCUUAGUUGGAACGACAAGCCAUUAACAGUUUUACCCACCAUUCAGGAGCUGAUGGGCAGUGGUAUUAGUGUUUGGAUCUAUAGCGGAGACACAGAUGGUAGAGUGCCGGUGACAACAAGUAGGUAUGGCAUAAACAAGCUCGAAACAUCAGUUGAAACUCCAUGGUACCCCUGGUCCAACCAAGGCGAGGUUGGUGGGUACGCGGUUGGAUACAAAAACCUAACAUUCGUGACCAUAAGAGGAGCUGGACACUUUGUUCCGAGUUACCAACCAGCUCGAGCACUGGCAUUCUUUUCAUCCUUCUUAGAUGGAAAGCUUCCACCAUCUGAUCAGAACUGGAUUAUUAGCUGAGAUUAAAUUACUUUGAUUGGUUUGGAGUGGUCUCUGAUUACAAAUAAUGUCUUAAUUGAUUGAUUGGUAACUGUAAGACAUACAUAUAUGUUUAAACCUCAAUGAGCAUUGUUGAUCCUAUCGGAUACAAUUAUUCAAGAA